Molecule: messenger RNA, 921 nt
Organism: Rhizophagus irregularis DAOM 181602=DAOM 197198
Lineage: Eukaryota; Fungi; Glomeromycota; Glomeromycetes; Glomerales; Glomeraceae
Source: RefSeq, a predicted model, not a curated record
AUGUCAGAAACCCAAUUUCCUCGGUCUCUUUUUCCUCAAUUUACGGAAGCACAACUAGAAGAAAUAAGCAAAAGAUUCAAGUCUUCUGUGAAUUGGACCAAAUACAAUAAGUGGGUUGAGGACGGAGAACCAUUUGUAGAACACGACGAAAUAAUUGAUCAAAAUGGAUCUUCUCCAAGAAGUCCAGAUGGUAAAUCUAUUGAUUUUUAUCCAUUCUGUUAUUUCAUUUUCAUGUACAUAUUUGAUAAUGGUCAAACUUAUAAAUUUUUUUUAAAGGAACCAAACAAUGUAAUGUUGACAGAAAUAGAGGACUUCGAAAUGGAAGCAGCUCUCUCAAUAGUGCCAGGAAGACGAAUCAAAAGACCAGGGAAAGAAGCAAUGGAACACCUUCCCCUGCAAGAACCCAGACCACCGCUUGUGACGAGCGUGAAUAUUGUGGUAAAAAUUCUGGACCCAGUAAACUUUCCGACUCUUUCAAAUUACGCACGUCAAAUGAUUCAAGACCUACAAAGAGAUAAUAUUCUUAACGAAGUAAUUGGUCGUAAUAUCAAGGGGGAAGUUAGAGAAUAUAAAUUUGAUAAAGCAAGUAGUCGGAUGAAAAUUAUUGGAUCAAAAAUCAACUCUUAUAACAUUGUACCAAAAGAAUCUUAUAUUUACGCAAUGACUCUACCAAAUAAUCAUUAUUUGAUGUUACGGCAUUUAAGGGUGGAAGAACUGUUGAAUCGUGAAGUAACAACAAAGAAAAAAGAUCAUCAACGAUUGAAAACAGCAACCUCGGGCGGGACUAAUAUUCUUAACAGGUUAGUUUUAUUCGAACAAACCCUAGCCAAACGAGAAAAAAAGUUAGCUGACCGUGAAAGUCUAUUGCAUCAAUAUGAAAAAGAAUAUACAGUACGAAGAAAUUGGAGCAAGCGAAAUUAG